AGCCAAAAAUAAAAACUCCCGUAGUAACAUGGCGGCUGAAUGGGCCGUAGUGAAUGCAAAGUAGUAAAUAAACACAUUCGGCGCCGACAAUUUACGAUCGCCAAGCCGGAUUCGGCUUAUCAUCCAGCUUUAAGACUGGUUGGCGCCGAUGUUGUCAGCGUGAGGUGGCUUCUGCGUGGCGCCGAUCGGCGAAGAUGAGUCUCAAGAAAAUUCGGCGGCGCCUUUCUCAGACGUUUCGCUUCAGCAUUGAGAGUUCGCUGUCGGAAUUGGCCGAACACCUGGCCAUAGAGGAAAACAACGUUGAUGCAAAAGACAAUGGAAAUGGCGUGUGCUUGCGGAGUCAAAAAAUUUCCAACCUGGGCGAAUACAACCCUAAGCUGUCACUUUCGCAUUCCCGCAUUCUCGACUCUUAUCAUAUGCAUCACGGCGUCGUGCACGAAAACGCGAGAUUCGGCUCUGAUGGAGAGUCGGAAGAAGCGUCUGGAGCGUCUGACGACAUCAUCACACCAGUCAAGCUUCGCCCCAAAAGCAGGCGCUACAGCGAGCAAGACAUCAACAAGCGGUUAUCGCUGCCGGUGGACCUGCACCUGCCCGAGUCAUUUGUGGCCAAGCAGAACGUCAGCCCGACCAUUGAGGGGCCGCUGUCGAGGGCGUCGAGACGGCAGUCUCUUUCGGAAAUUGGGUUUGGCAGGAUGGAGACCUACACAAAGCUCGACAGACUUGGACAGGGUACAUACGCCACUGUGUUCAAAGGCAGAUCUCGUCUGACAGAUAAUCUUGUGGCACUGAAAGAGAUAAGGCUGGAGCACGAGGAGGGUGCCCCGUGCACCGCCAUCAGAGAAGUCUCCCUCCUCAAAGAGCUGCGCCAUGCAAACAUCGUGACAUUGCAUGACAUAGUGCACACCGAGAAGUCAUUAACUUUGGUAUUCGAGUACCUAGAGAAGGAUCUCAAACAGUAUAUGGACGACUGUGGUAAUAUUCUCACCAUGAACAAUGUCAAGAUCUUCCUUUAUCAAUUACUGCGUGGCCUUGCAUAUUGUCAUCGAAGGAGGAUCUUGCACCGUGAUUUGAAACCCCAAAAUCUACUUAUUAAUGAAAAGGGAGAGUUGAAACUGGCUGAUUUUGGACUGGCAAGAGCCAAGUCCGUUCCCACCAAGACUUACUCAAACGAGGUGGUCACCCUUUGGUAUCGGCCACCUGAUGUUCUCCUGGGCACAACAGAGUAUUCAACGCCAAUAGACAUGUGGGGCGUGGGAUGCAUAUUCUACGAGAUGGCGUGCGGCCGACCACUGUUCCCUGGCGCCACCGUUGAGGAGGAGCUGGAGCUGAUCUUCCGGUGCCUGGGUGUGCCGACCGAGUCCUCCUGGUCAGGCCUUUCACAGUACCUUGAGACUCAUGGGCCUCCGAAGAUGUCGAAAAACCAAGAGCCCCUCAUGUCGCGGGCGCCGCGGCUCGACCACGAUGGAAUUGACUUGCUCACAAAGUUCCUCUGCUACGAAGCCAAAAAUAGAAUUUCGGCUGCUGAGGCAAUGAAACACCCCUAUUUCCGUUCACUGGGUCCAAAUAUUCACAAACUUCCUGACAUCGUGUCAAUUUUCACCCUGCCUGGCAUCCAGCUGAGUAAAGACCCCAGCUACAGGGCGUACGGCAUCAGUAAGAACUCAAGCUCCAAAACACGACGCCAAAGCAUGGCCCUUUGAGAGCAAAAGAAAAUGUUUCUCGUGCCAAGCAUCUCCCAAACCACAAACUGAUCCCGACUUGUGCAUUUUCGUCCCUGUUCCGUUCGUAGCAAAGAAGUGAUAAAAAUUAGAGGAAGAAGUGACUUUUGCAGAGGAAUAACUAUUUAAAAGAAAGUGUGAUUUUUCGAUGUUAGUGACAUUUUUUUCCGAGUUGUGUGCCAAAACACCAAGAGUUUCUAAGCUGUUUAUUUUCUCUUCUCGACAAUCAGACCGGCAUUGUUUUUUUAAAAUCAAAUAUUGCACUUUUUGUUUGUUUUGCGAUUUGCGAAUUUGGAGCAUUUAUCGAAGAGCAAUUAUUAUAGAAGGGGAGAGAGUGAAUAAUCGUUGUUAAAAAUUUUCAAAUGAGAAUUGGCAAGAUGUUAGGGUUAAAACAGGGCAUGGAGUGAGAUUGGUCUACAGUGCAAUGCGACAAUAAACCGUCAAAGUCAAAUUUUUGCCUCCGUUUCGUAUGCUCCAUGCCCUCACGAGUUGUUUACUAUUAACAAGAAUUAUUGAUGUUUAGUUUCGAACAUAGCGCAUCUCGUGUGAGAUUUGAAAUUUCAAUAAUUGUGCCAUUCUGAUAAUUAUUCUUGUGAUUCUGUGAACCCGUGUUUAGUCCUCUUUCGAUUCCUAUUAAAUGCUGAUUCCUCGUUUGUCUCCUAUUAUUUGUACGUUUCUGCGCUCUUCGCUCCAUGGAGAGAUAAAAAUUGUUAGACGUAAGUCCCUCUUUCCUUUCAUAGCGAAAAGAGAGAAUUCCGCCCAAUCUGCACACAAUCCUGCCCAACGUGAAGAAAUAAAGAAGCUUUACGGUUAUGAAAAUAUUACACAUGCCUCCUCAUGCGUUUGUUGUCCGAUUUUCAUUGGUACUGCUGUGAGUGAUAGUUUCCGUGCGAUAAUAACAAAGUCCGCCACGCGCUUUGCUGAUGUGAAUGUGGGAGAAAGUAAUUUAAUAUGAGAGUGAGUUCAUCUCAGCAGAUUGCGUUCAUGAGUUGUAAAAGAAGAUGACAUUUUCUUCCCCAAAGUGGUGAAAAGUAUGAUGUAUUAUCUUCUAGAAUAAAACCACAAUUUUUUAAGCAAAA
Messenger RNA from Cloeon dipterum, 2797 nucleotides. RefSeq names its product cyclin-dependent kinase 17-like. The record is from RefSeq and is a predicted model, not a curated record. The coding region runs from base 195 to 1700 and encodes 501 amino acids. Gene Ontology annotation, cellular component: cytoplasm; nucleus. Gene Ontology annotation, molecular function: ATP binding; cyclin-dependent protein serine/threonine kinase activity. The transcript is spliced from 12 exons. NCBI's taxonomy places the organism in Eukaryota, Metazoa, Arthropoda, Insecta, Ephemeroptera, Baetidae. Gene Ontology annotation, biological process: protein phosphorylation.